Messenger RNA from Cherax quadricarinatus, 16049 nucleotides. Lineage: Eukaryota; Metazoa; Arthropoda; Malacostraca; Decapoda; Parastacidae. The record is from RefSeq and is a predicted model, not a curated record.
GGGGGGGAUAUCUUGAUGUCGGGAAGGACUCUUAUAAAUAAUAUUAGCUAUUUUCCUUAGAUUUAAGGAAACCUGUAUGAUCCAUGGGAAUUUAACACUUUAAAUAAAAACAACCCUAAUACGUAUAAUUCUAGAAUAUUUGCUAACUACCCAGGUUAGACACAAGAGUAUAUCGCUGGAUGUCUUUCUUUAGCUACAGUUAUGCUGUAUAAUUUGAGUGCUAGCACUUUGUGGCAGUGGUUUGGUGUGUGAGUUACAACCACAGGAAAACAGUGGCACCAAGGAGGGGGGCGCUUGCCACUUGGCCUGACACCUCAGUUGUAACUACGACUAGUGUGGGUUCAUCCCACUAUUCUCACUCCUCGCUCUAAAACACUCAUACCCAAAGGAAAAUAAUAUUUGUGAGCUAUUUAAAGUGACCAUUGUUUUCGCUUUUCCACAUGCGGCUGCAUCUUCUCAUAGUUAUCUGAAAAUAAGAUAUACAUCGCCAAUUAGCCAUUGUGAAGGUGUGUGUGUUACGGAGAUGGGAAGUAGCGUUGCCACACAAUUUAGAUGUUCCUGUUGGCGACAUUACCUAGCUUAUCUACGUCAUUGGCCGUGGGUGUUGGGGUCCGUUUUGCUGGCUGUGGCUCCCUUCAUCUUACUGGCCUCCCUCAAGACCACCGCUCCUCCCUAUCACCAACAUGUCUGUCAUUUCCGCUCGCGGGCGCUGUGGUCGGGGUCACCGCUUGCGGCCAUACAGUCAUUUGUGUGUAACCUUCCCAACACCUGCUACCAGGAGGGCCAGGAUGACCUCCUCGACCACUACCCGGGUGCUCCGAUCAACGCCUUGUUGAACUCGUCGCUACGGUGGGACGAUACUGGAGGAGGUGGCAUUGUGGGGUUGAUGACUGACCUACCCACCAGCCUCGACCGUCUCACCCAGGUGGCUGACAUUCUCACCAACCCCAACCUCACCACACUCAUGGAAAAGGGGCUGCAGGUCCGUGACAUCAUCAAAUCCCCGGAUUAUCUGGCCCAGGAGCUGACAUCCAUCCACCACCUGGAUCCCGGUGUUGUCUCAGCUCUCCUAGAAGCCAAAAUCAAUGUUUCCAGGGUCAUGUCACUGGUCGGCUACCGUAACGUGAAAGAGGUGGUAUGCUCGCCAGAACAGCUGAGUCAGUUCCUGGUGACUCUGGUUAGGUCACAGGUGGAUAACAUCUCAAUGAGUUUGUGUGACCUGCCCAUCAAUCAGGCUGCUAACAUCUCGCAAGUUUUCGUAGACUCGCUUGAUCCUGGACCACUCUUUGACAAGGUAUCAGAGGUACUAGAGGCCAUUGGAGGUUAUGAAGCAGAACACCUUGUGCGUCAGGUAGGAGCUCUGCUGGCCUCACUGGGUCGCCUGGAGGCCCUGGCACCCCUCACUACUACCCUCAACACACUUUCCUCUGCUCUCAAACCACUCAUUUCUGCCCUCAACACCCUUACUGCCUCUGCCUGGGAUUUUAACAGUCUGAGUAAGCUGAUGCGCAUUGCGGAAAGUUUGAGUACUGCCUCCACCUUGUCCUCAUCCACCCGUUCUGGCAACACAUCUGCCCUUCAUACUGCACGCUCUGUCAGCCUUCUCAUCUCCCCACAGAAUGUCUUUACAGUAGCUGCUGAAGAGGAGUUGAAUGAUCCAUGGGUGGCAAUGUUGCAGGCAAUGGGAUUGACUCUAGGCUCGGUUGGAGAGGGUAUAGGAUGGGCAGCAGAGGUGAUGCAGCAAAACCCAAGCUCCCACACCCUUCUGACACUCUCCUCUACGCUGUUGCCCACACUACUCCAACCUAUGCUCCUCACCCCUGACAGGCUUGGGGAGGCACUUGAUAAUGCCACUGCCCGAAUGCUGCCAGAGGUGGGUAAACCCAUUACCCACAUGUUGACUGCUCUCUACCCCACCAUACUUGUGGCCACCAACCUCACGCAGGCCUCAAACAUCAUGUUGUCUUGGAUGGUGUCAGAGCCUCGGUUGCCCAUGAACUUCAGUCCCAUACUGAUAAUAACACACUCCAAUUUCUUCCAUAUGCAGAAAUCAAUAACAGAAGAAAGAUUGGGUGCCUGGGCAUGUGACAGAACCUCAUGGCCUGGUGUCAGCGAUGAUUACUGGCUGGUAGUACAGGCAAAGUUCUGUAGUGAGGCUGGAGCCAGAGAUCUCCAACAAAUUACAGCACUUCUCAAGACUCCACUCAACAACCAGUCACUUGUGGUGGAGCAAAUCCUGUCUGAUGGCCCAGUGAGUGCAUCACAAGUCAUCCAGAGUCUAAUUAGGCUGUGGGAGGUGAUUCAGUCCUCUGCAAACCUCCUGAACCGUCUUGAACUUGAUCAUGCUCUGAACUCUUCUGAGGGAACCAGCAAGAGGCGAAAGAGAUCAAUUUUAGAUGAAGUCAGUUCACUCGUGUCUGAGCUGCCUCCUGGAACACAAGAUAAUAUUGAGGCUUUUCAGAACGAGGCUCAGCUCUUCAAAUAUAUCAUCCAAAACCUGACAAUGCUGUACCUCAGCCUGACAAGAGAUGCAUUGCUGGGAGCUGAGGACCUGCAGGAGGCUGGCUACCACUUGCCUGUUCUCUACACUCUCUUCAACUCUACCACAUCUGUGGAAACUAUUGCAAAAGUGACAUCAUCAGCGGUGGAAUCAUUGGUGUACCUGGUGAUCGUCUUCCAGCAGCCCUGGCACCUGAGUGAUCUCAUACUCAAUAAAAACUUUAAAUCACUCCUCUCCAUGUUGCCAGCCAAUAUGCUGGAGGUGACAGAAAAUGUAUUCAAUAUGAUGGAGAAGCCUAAAUUACUGAAGGUUCCUGCACCACUCCCUCAGUUGGUGGAGGUUCUCAAUGCCUCCUAUAAUGCCCUCAGUACAGUCAUUAGUACUGGUGACCCAUGGGUGUGGUGUGUGGGUGGGUGUCCCCACACCAUAUCUGUCCUCCAUAGUGCGGCUCUAGUCCUCCCACGUCUUCUUGCCUUACCAUACCUUAUGAGUGUCUGUGGACUGACUUUACACAUGAACUUGGUGCAAAUGCUGAAUGAGACAUCCUGGCACUACUACCCCUGUGGUAAUGCCACCCUGGUUGAUCUCUUUCCUCCGGCCUCGGCUGUUGCUGAUCUUCCAGCCUCCUGGUCUAACCUAGAAACCAUCAAGGAAGAGGUCCAGGGCUUCGAGCAGUACCUCUGCCACAACAUGACUGCCAUCAUUGAUGAACUCACCUCUGACGCUGAGAUGACUCGAACCAUCAAAGCCUUGGCUGAGGACUUCACUCCUGGGGAAGUUGAGCUGGGUGCUACUCUUCAACUGAUGAGGUCCUUUGUGCAGUUGCUCACCUCCCUUAACCCUCAUGAGAUCCUCAACAAUAUCACCACUCCACAAGGCACUCCCAUCUUGCAAGAGUUCCAAGAUGCCUUCACACAAACUGAGAGCAUAGACCCACAGGUAUUUGUAAGCAUGGUCCUGGAGCUGGUGGAUCAGGGGGUAGAGUGGAUGGGAGGAGAUGCUCACACACAGCUAGUUGCCCACACAGUGCAGUACAUCAUGUACCAUGCCCAUGAUAUUGUUACUGCUCUCGCCAACCUCUUGCAAGAUGAAGUGACGUUGACUUCUGUUUUGGGUCUGCCAGAAGAUUACCAGCUGCUACAGGUGUUCCAUCAGGGACCUACAGGCACUGCCAACUUUAUUCUGCAGGAAAUGUUGGAUCUUGUUACUACCAAAUUCCUGAAUGUGCAGGAGGCAUGGGCUGCAUGGGGAGAGAGGGUGUGCAACCAGAGUGUGGGCGUGAGUAUGGUGGUGGAGGCAGUUUGUUACUACACCAUCAACCCACAUCCUCCACUACAUUUUCAGUCAAACUUCAGCAGUGCUGUUGCCAGGACUCUAACAGAGUAUCAAAAGUCAGAAAUUCAGGUCCCACAUAUUGGAGCCAGAGAACUCUAUGAACAGUGUGAAGUCCUCCUGGGUCAGCUGCAGAAGUCUGACUUCACCAAGUCAAUCAACGUUAGUGGUCUCGAACACUUGUGGAAUUCAACUGUAAAUGAGUCUCAAAUACUGCUUGCUGGACUCGCUGAUCUCCAGAAACAAUGGCAAUGGCUGGUGGUGGAUGCUGUACUUAGUCAAAGUGAAGAUCUGUGGAAGAUACUGAGCAAGUUCUAUACACUUAUGAGCUGGUACCACAACAGGCUGCCAGUUAAUUCAGGUAAUUUAACUGAAACUAUACCACCAUAUAUCGUCAGACUUCAUAAUGUCAUCAAUUCAACUUGGAUUGAUCUUCUGGAUGGUCUUGACCACAGCUUCCACCUCAAUGUAUCAUUGUUCAACCUUACCCUACCAGAAUUCUGCUCAUCAGUUUCCAGUCUUGAGGAAAUGUCAGGAAACAACAGCCAGUUCCAGGAGGCUGUGAGUGAGUUGUGCAAUCUACUCCCAGAGUUGACUCCAGCAAACCUCAAUUUGUGGCUUCAGUAUGAACAGCUGAUUAUUGACUUAGAAAAUAACACAUUGGAGUUUUCAUCUUCCAAAUUGAUGAGUUUGGUGAGUGUUGUACAAAAUCAGACCUGCAACGUGCUCCAGGCUUUUCUUACUCACAAAGAAGCUGACCAAAUGUUUUUCUGCGACUGGUCUUCUGCUUCCUUCUCACUACCGUUGCCUUCCUACCUGCUUGAAGAAAAUUGGAAUAUUUUGUUGGGAAGGAUUUCUGAAAGGCACACAGACAACAUCUUGGGAAGUGUGGUACCUGCAGUAACGAUGGUACUACAGUGGCUGGGAGUUGAACAAAACCAACUUAGCGAUUUUUUGAAGCUCUUCUCCAUUCAGAUGUCUGUUUUAAAAAGCUUCUUGGCACGUAACCUACAGGAGCUGCUAAAAGACUCGCCUGCAUUGUUGCAGCUAGCAGAGACGGUGACGCAGUACCUGCCUCCAGCACUGAAAGACAUAAUUAGCAUGGUCUCGAACAAACCUCAGUUGGUAGGUGAACUAUUGCCAUCACUUCAGAAGAGUGAGAACUGGAGCUCUGUGUGUGACUUUGACUUUCAACCUGUGGGUGAUGACUUCCACAUAUUUAUGAUGAGACUCUGUCAUGUUAAUCCUCAGGAGCUCCUCCAAGACUUGGAAGCGCUUGUUAAGCUCGACAUAUUACAGAGCAAUGAAAGCAUUACCAUUGAGGAGGUCAUGAACUCCAGCAUACUUACAUCCACACAACUAACUGAACAAGUUAAAGAUGGUUAUCUAAUUCAGAUGUUUAGUAAACCUCUUGAAUACUUGGGUGCCGAAAAUUGGACACUCUUGUCCAGCAUGGUAUUCAAUGUUACGGCAGAAGAAAUGUGGGACAAUAGCACCAUGAUCGUGGCUACUUUAUUAGAACCUUUGGUGGAACUAAGUCGUGAGUCCACAGAUCGUGGAGCAGCGGUUAAGACAGCAUUACAGAGUCUUGAUAAAUACCUCCGCUGGGGCAGGUUCCUCCUGGCACUCUCUCGUGGUGGUGAUAUUUGGAUGGGCAUAAAAGAGGCCUACAUUGACAAGCCACUUGUAAGUCAGUUCCUCGACAUGGUUCAAAAUCUACCUGAAUUUGUGUUGGAGUACAUCACUUUCUUUGGAAAUUUUUCCAUGAUGCCCCAGGACAUGUUGCUUUAUCAGGACACUCCUUGCAACUUUCACCUGUUUUUGAUUGAUGGACAUCGUGAUCUUUUAGCAGACAAUGCUUCCAGUAUUCUGACUGAGGUGUUGGAGUAUGUUUGUGAACAGCAUCAGAUGGACCUCUUUAUUUCUCAGCUUCUUCCUGACUCCUUGCCAGUCAUUGCUAAUGUAAGCAUGGAUGUGGAUGCAGCUACGCUGGCCCUUCUCAUAGACUACAUAGCCUGGGAUUUCGUUUACAUUAUUCAAGGCAAUUAUUUUGAGGGUGAUCUUCAAGCUCCUCCAUGGAUGGAUACCAACAAGUGGGAGAAAGUGCUUCUUGAAUUAAAAAGCUUGUCUUUCCUAAAUUGUAUAUCUCCAUGGGUCAGUGGAACAGAAUUCUCCCUCUGUUCAACUGGAGUUCUUGAUAUAGAUAUGCUACUGAAUGGUCUAGGCACUGUGGAGGCACUUUACAGUCUGGUUGCUCCAAGGAUAUCCAAUCUUGUGGCUUUGAUAUUAUGGUUCCCUGAAUCAGAGAUGUACUACAAUUUAGCAUCAGGAAUGUCUCCAUCUGUGGCUUACGAUGAGAUGUGUCAAAUAGGAGUGGAUAAAUCAUUACUUCAUCCAAAUCUUCAUGCUGAAGACUGGAAAGCUCUUCAAGAGUUGCUUUGCUCCGUUCAGUUCCAGACACUCUAUGAAGAUGUGAAGCCACUGUUUAAUACUUCACACAUUAUGACUGGCGUAACCAUCAACUGGAUGAAGAUCUACUUCAGUCUUGAUCAUCUAACUGAAAAAUUAAAGAUUUUGAAUCUUCAGCAGUUUGAAAAGCCUUUCAUCAAUAACCCUUUCCUGAUCGAGUUGAGGAACUUAUCAACUCUGCAGAAAUUUUUGCGUGGUGUAUUUAUUGGUAUAUCAGCCAUUCAGCAGUGGAGUUUGAGGAAUGAUGAUCCAUCCUACAAGCAUAUUUUUGCUAAGAUACUUAUUAGAGUUACUGCAGCACUCACACCCAUCACCAAAGAUGGAGUUUCCAGCCUGUAUGAGAGACUUUUAGACCCUCAACUGUUUAAGGAACUACUGAAGAACUACUCCCAUAUUGUUGAAGACAUUCAUAGGACUGAAGCAAACAUGAGUCUUCAGUUGCAGCUGAAUAGGUCUUCCCUCUUGGAUGAAAUGGAAUAUGAUUUUUUUGUUGCUGAGAAUUCUACAAAUAAAUCAACAUAUCUGCUCCUGCUCUCAGAGUUAAGGACUUCCAUUCUUAACCUAACAAAAUCAGUAAUGCCACCAAACAAGACAUCAGAAAUAGCUGUAACUGGAGACAAUUUUCUGACGACUGUUACUUCAAAUUUGGUGCAAAAUGUAGAGGAAGUUCUUCAUGUUGCGAAAAUACCACUUUGCUCUUAUAUCUCACCAAGUGAGGAGAUGAUGGUUUCCCUGCAACCUGUAGCAAAAUGGCUCGCUUUACUCUACAAGCAUUUGCAACAGUGGGACAACUAUGUUAACCUUACCUGUGAAGUCUCCCAAACCGACCUCACAGAUGUACUCGUGAGACUUUUACAGGACUUUGAUUGGGAAGAUGAUAUUAAACAAAUGAAAAAUGAAGAAGCAAAUCAAACUUUCAGCUGUGAGUUUAUCUUCGAGCAGUGUGCAAACAUCAGUGAGCAGGUAAAGGAUUUAGCAACACAUUACUUACAAGAUGAAGAAGCUGUGCAGCACCUCUCGACCUGCCUAGUUUCUGCUACCAAUUCUACAGCUGGACUCCAGUUCCAAGGAAUUUUGACAGUAGCUGGAGACUUAUUUGGUUUGGAAUCAAGCAAGAAUAUAUCAUAUGUACUCUCAGAUGCCAUCGCAUCCUUACCUGGUAUAUCAUUAGCUCUUCGAACCCUUGGCUCUAGAGUGGCAGUGAUGAUCCCUUUUGAGAAUAUCCUCAUAGACAACUAUGAAACAACUUUAAACUUCAGUACAAUGGUUAUAGAUGCCAUUAAGAAUGACUUAUUAGUGGAUGUCAAUCGUAUUUAUGGGGCUGAUUCUCAAAGGCUUACAAGCUUACUGUCAUCUCUUGAGAAUAUGAAGAAGUGGCUUCGAGUUAGAAAUAAAACAGAAGCAACAAAUAAUAUUUUCAAAAGGAGUGCACAAGUUACACCGAUUGAGAUGUUAUACCAAGUUAUCCAAGACAUGGGUCAGGAGUAUUUUACCAGAAACCUCAUAGGAAAUCUUAAUUACACCUAUCUAAAUACUGAGAUUGAGACCAUAAGAAUGCAAGCUCUGCUGUCCUCAAACUGGGUUAACCCUGUGAUGAUACACAUGAAUACUGCUGUUGCCAGCCUCUCAGAGCUCAGCAAGUUGGGGGCUGUCAUGGAUCUUAACAAAAUCAUUACAGGGGAAGUUGACCCAGUGACCUUCCUGACAGGGUCAGUGCAGCUAUUACAGAUGAAACUCUGGACUAACUUAGCUCUGAGCUUUAGUGGCAUCUUAGGAGAAGCUGUACCAGUUAUUACAGGAUCUGAGUUGGGGGAUGACCUCCAGCGUGUAGUGGACGGCAUUAACACACUCCAGGCAGCCAGGAACCUUGGCGUUGUUGACUUUACUAUACCAACAAUAUCCAUCAUUUCAAACUGGACAGACAUGCAGAAGUAUCUGGAAGAUGUCCUUCUGAUGGAUCCACAGGUUAUUGAAGCUCUCAAGGACUCUCAGCUUAAUCUUAUGGCUUUACUGUCUCUUGAAGAUGUGACCCUGGAAGAGGUUAUCUGCGGGGAGUCCCAAGUAGAGCGUGUGAUAACCCUCCCACCAGAUACCCAGGUCACAUCUGCCAUUCUCACUGCCUACAUUUGUAAAUCCAAUGACUCUCAAGGCCUUGCUGCAACAUUUUUGCAGCACCUCGAUCUUGCUCCACUCAUUGUCAUACUGACAAAAUGUGGACUGAACUCCAGCCUGUCGUCACACGGCAUGACCCUAGAGCAGGUGAUGGAUGCAGUAGACACUCUCGUUGAGGCCUCUACUUAUCUGCCUACUCUUCCCAACCUCAUUCAAAAAACAGCUCCUGAUUUCCUUGAGCGUGCUGGACAUGCUUUGUGUGGCCAUCCUCUUCAAUUGGUUCCGGAUAGUCUGGGACUUAUAAAGAAACACAAAGAAGACAUACAUGAACAAAAUCAUAAUAAUAAAAAUGUUUGUGGGGCACUCUAUGAUAAUAUCAAAUCAUUACCUGGUGGAGGAGUGCUUCUUCACUUCAUUAAACCACUAAUGGUGGGCAAGAUCUUCUAUACUCCAGACAAUAACAUUACCCAGGGCAUUAUUGCACAGGCAAAUGAGACCUUUGAGAUGGUUGAGAAGCAGUUAGAUGCAUUGAAGCAAUUACACAGAAGCACCACUCAGCUACUCACUGCAUCUACCAGGGACCUUGACUUACAGAAGCUGCAAGAAUCACUAGAGAAGUCAUGGGUUCAAGGCUUCAUGCAGCAAUUGCUUCCAGCUUCCUCAGUUACAUCAUUGCCUCAGCAGAUCAAGCAAGCCUCACCACAGCUUCAAGAUGCCAUGAAAUUUGCCAAGGAAUUCUCCUAUAUUGUUGAGGUGGGUGUGAAUCUCACCUCGUGUAUGGAGCUGCAGAGAUUUAUGCCUGUCAGCAAUGAAGAACAACUAUUAAAGAAGGCAAAGUAUACUGCAAAACACAAGGAGUUUCUGGCAGGUAUUGUGUUUGCUGGAGUCGGAGAAACAGGUGACACUGGAGGUAACCUUCCACAAAAUUUAACCUUCACCAUACGAGUAGACUCAGAGAAAAGUCCCUCAACAUUGUAUCUGGAACCAAGGUUUUGGAGUCCUGGACCAAAUACAAAUAUGGCUUUGGACAUGAAAUAUCAUCAGGGUUUCCUUCAGUUGCAGGAGGUUGUGGAAAAUGCCAUCAUAAAGUUUCAAUACAAACAUGGCAAUGAUGUCCGUAAUAUAGGAGCUGCUUCCCUAAAGAAUUCUAAUUCAUAUUUCUGGUCGGUAGUUGGUAAUGCAAGUAGAAAUACAAUGGAGAUCUCAGUUCCAAAUAGUUACAAGUCACAAUCAUCUGGAGUCAAUAAGUUGCCAAAGAAAAUUGAAUCUUUGGCUUUAGAGUCAAGGCGAACGAAAAGAGAAGCAUCGGCACCAUUAACCAAAGAUGAGGAGAAAAUUCUUCUCAGCUUGCCAGUUUAUACGAAGCAGCAGCCUUACCCAUGCUAUGACAAAGAUGAUUUUACAAAUAUGCUGAAUCUGUCUCCCAUGAUGAGUUCACUGUUCUCUUUGAUGGCUUUCACCAUUUUUGUUGUGUUCCUCAUCUUCCAGCUGGUGCAGGAAAAAGAGUCUCGAAACAGGCAGCUUCAGGAAGUGAUGGGUUUAAGGCUGUGGCUGGAUCGUCUGGUCUGGUUGUUUUACUCACUUUUGCUUCUCCUGCUCAUCACACUGCUGGUCACACUCAUUGACAAAUUUGGAGGUCUUCAGCCAAAUGUCAAUUUUGGUGUACUCUUCGCCUUUCUCUUCUGCUACGGGCUGAGCAUUAUUUCCUUUUGUUACAUGGUGUCCUGCCUGGUGCCAUCAACAGUGUUGGCUGUCUUUAUAGGAGUGAUGAGCUUGUUGGUGUUUAAUGUACCAUAUAUCUCAAUCUCAAUAAUAGAAGCCAAAACACCAUUCACCAUUAUUAUCCUUUCAUGUCUGCUACCAUCAUCAGCCUUUGGUUUUGGAUUUCGAGUUAUUUGUCAGUUUGAACUACUACAAAAAAGUGUGACCUAUAAUAACCUAUGGCUAGAACCAGUCAGAGGUUCAGACUUGACUCUUGGGUUGGCCAUCACUAUGUUGCUGGUUGAUUCUGCCAUAUUUCUCAUCCUAGCUGUCAGCAUCAGCAGUCUUAAAAAAGAUCCUCCCCAACAUUUAUCAACUUCUGGAAGAUCAGACCUGAACCCUCUGCCAACAUUCUCUGAACAGACAUCUCUCAAACAAUCCAAUGAAUUUACCUUCAACAUUUUUCAGGAAGAUGCUGUUCAUGUUCUGGACAUAGACCCUGGUGUGAAACAGAGCCUAAAGAAAGGGUUGAGUAUUAUUGGGUUACGAAGAAUCUUUGAAUCCCGAGGAAGAUCCAAGGUUGCUGUUGACAAUCUUAACCUGGAGCUUUAUGAAGGACAAGUGUUGGUACUUCUGGGGCACAACGGUGCUGGCAAGACAACUGUUAUCUCCAUGUUAACAAGAGAGCUGAAACCUACAGCUGGCACCAUAAAAGUGUAUGGUCAUGACAUCCACCAUGCAUGGGACAAGGCUCGUAGAGUCAUGGGUCUCUGCCCUCAGCAGUCUGUGCUUUUUCCCUACCUAACAGUACAAGAGGUUCUUCGCUACUAUGCUAUACUUAAAGAUUUUGCCACAGAGGCACCACGAACAGAUGUUAACACAGUGCUACUCAAGAUGAAACUCUUCAGCCACCGAGACUACCUAGUAAACCAGCUGUCAGAGGGUAUACAAAGAAGAGUGUGUAUGGCUAUAGCUUUCAUUGGCAAUUCAAAGCUAGUCAUCCUAGAUGAGCCUACUGCAGGCAUUGAUCCAGCAGCACGUAACGCAAUUUGGGAGAUUAUUAGUGACAACCGGGCUGGUCGUACCAUCUUGCUGACUACACAUCAUUUAGACGAGGCAGAAACUUUGGCUGACCGUGUGGCUAUCAUGAACCAGGGAAGACUUUUGUGUGUUGGAUCACCUCUGUCUCUUAAAUCUGAGUAUGGGCUAGGAUACACACUCACUCUCAGCAACAGAAGUCAUUAUGAAGAAAUCCCUAUCAAGAAAAUGAUCCACCAAUCUUUGUUAUUAUCUGCCAACCUGGAAGACAAACUAUUACCUCCUACUGAUGUAAUUUUCAGUGUUGGCAGAUAUGAUGAUAUGUGGGAGUUAAUUAAGAGUCAUGUGCCAAAUGCACGUGUCUUGGAGACCAUCAAUGGUGAGGUGACAUACACUCUUCCUCUGUGCGAUACCCAGGGCAAUGAUAAUAGGCUUCCAGAAAUGUUUGAUGAGCUGGAAAAGCGCAUGGAUGAGUUAGGGUUUGCAUCACUGGAAAUCCAUCCCACAAGCCUAGAAGAUGUUGUAAUAGCUCUCAACGCCACCAGUUCUAAUGUUCCUCAUGUCUUACAAACUCGCUCUAAGUCUAGAAUGAAACCGAUGCCAGAGGACGAGAUCCUCCCAGGGAAAGAAAAUAUAAAGAAUGCAUUCAACUUCAAGCCUGAGGAGACACAGCAAGGAGUGAGACUAGGAAUGCAGAGAUUUUCAGCACUAAUCUUAAAGAGACUCUUACACCAUGGAAGAGACUGGCGUUUCUAUGUCCAGACUCUUGUGCUGCCACUUCUGUUUAUUGUCCUAGCAAUGAUUGGAUCAAAGUGUCGGCCAACAUACAAGAACCUACCACCUCUCACUCUCGACCCUGCAAUGUAUGCUCCACCUACCUCCACAUUUAUCAGAACCUUGGAUCCUGCUUUAAAGCCUGUAGCUGAAGCAUUCCUCCAGCUGUCAAUUGGGAAGAGAGUCAGCACGAAAAAUUGGUUCACCUGUCCCAGUUAUGUUGAUACUAACCCCAGAUUCUCUCCGUGUAAUAUUUCUUCUAUGGCUGCUUCAUCACUGUGUAAGUGUGAUGAUGGACGGUGCAUAGCUGAUGUAUCAAAUCAACCAAGACUUUAUGAUUGGUUAUUAAGGACUAGAUGGCAGUAUAUUCAAAACAGUGGCAGUAGGUAUGGAGGUAUAAGCCUUGGUGUGCAAGACCCUCGCUUGAGCAGUAAUUGGUCCGGUGCGAUGGUAUGGUAUGAUGACUUUGGUUACCAUGCACUGCCAGCCUAUGUCAACAUGCUGAAUAAUGCCCGACUUCAGAGACUUCUGGGAAAAAACUACUCAAUCACUACCAUUAAUAAGCCAAUAGUCUUUUCUAAUCAUGGUUUUGCAAGUAUGUCAAUACAACAGCAUGCAGCUGACCUUGGCAUAGGACUACUGAUCCUGGUGUCACUGACAGUAAUGUGCUCUGCUACUGUGGGUUAUGCAACCACUGAGAGAAUAAGAGGUGAACGCAGAGUUUUAUAUGUUGCUGGUAUCACCAGACGCACCUACUGGACUGCCAACAUGGUAUGGGAUGUCAUGGUGCUGUUGAUCACUGUUUUACUGAUAGCUAUCUUACUUGUGAUCUUUAAUGAGCAAAUGUUCAUCUGGAGGGAAAACUUGGCAGCAUUCAUUAUCCUGUGUCUUCUAUAUGGAUUUUUAAUAGUUUCGUUUUUCUUUUCCAAGGAGCUGAAGUUUGAAUUUGGAUCUUCAGUGAUUAUACUGGAAGACAUUGCAGGAGUAUUGAAGUAUAUAUGUCUGAUCUUUCCUCCCUUCUCCUUUGUCAUUGGAAUCAAGGAUAUGGCUGUUAGUUUUACCAAGGCAUCCAUAAUGUCUCAUUUUGAUAUGGACAUAUAUAUGUCACCCUUCUCAUGGGACACCAAGAUGCAGGGAGGACUGGGCCUACACUAUUUGAGUCUGGCCCUAUGGAUGAUAGUUGGCACUGUGGUCCUCCUCUGCUGGCAUGAGUGCUCAAGAGCAGUGCCUCAGUCUGCAGCUCCAACCAAAAACUUGGCUGGGGCAGAAGAGGAUAAGGAUGUGGCAGCAGAGAGAAUUAAAAUCCAGUGUGGUGGAACAUCACUCUAUGACACUGUGUUGCGGCUGGUGGGCCUUGGUCGUGAUUUUACCUCUCCUCCAACAACAGCUGUCAGUAACCUCUUCCUAGCUCUCAGACGUGGUGAGUGUUUCAGUUUGCUUGGGCUGAAUGGUGCUGGUAAGACCACAACCUUCCGUUGUCUAACGGGUGACCUGCGACCAACUAGAGGGCAGAUAUUGGUGAAUGGGCUGAUCUUAGAAGAAGCUCUGGCCUUACCUUAUCCUAUUAUGGGCUACUGCCCACAGAGUCAUGCCCUCGACCCUAAUCUAACAGCAAGAGAGGCAUUAUUUAUCAUGGCACUAAUCAGAGGGUUCCGCAGCAGUGACAUUACUCCAGUAUUAGAUCGAGCCAUUAAGGAGCUGGGACUGAGUGAAGAGGAGAAAACAUACAUACAUCAGCUAUCUGGUGGCACCAAAAGGAAGGUGUCCACAGCCAUGACACUGCUGGGUAAUCCACUGCUUGUGCUGCUCGAUGAACCCACCACGGGAAUGGAUCCAGCCUCUCGCCGUUUAGUUUGGCGUGCAAUACGGAGUGUGACCAGCGAGGGCCGCACUGUGUUGCUGACAUCACAUUCCAUGGAUGAAAUUGACCAGCUUUCUCACAGAAUGGCUAUAAUGGUUAAUGGACAAUUUGUCUGUAUUGGGUCACCUCAUUAUCUCAAAUACAAACUUGGUGAAAGGUACACAAUACGGCUAAAAACAAAGGAUAUUGAAGACAUGGAAUGUGUUUUAGAUUUUUUGCGCAGUCAACUUGCUGAUGUUAUUCUCAAGGAACAGCAUCACCUUACUGUAGUAGCUGAAGUGAGUCGUUGUUUGCCACUUCGACUCAUCUUUGAUUCACUCAAUGCUGCAAAGUCAAUGGGAGUCACAGAAUAUGAUGUAUCACAGACAACACUAAAUGAAGUGUUUCGUGUGCUAACCUCACAACAGGGAGAUGGACAAGUGGCACCUCCUCCUAUUACAAGUAGUCAAGAGGAGGUGAUCCUUCCCAUGCACCUGUCAAGCCUCCAUCCAGUAGAUAUCAAGGAUCAAUCAUCCAAUAUUACAUUCCAACCAUUGGGAUUUAUGUCCCAUCAGUCUAUGACGCCAUUAGACGGGGAAUACGAUCAGAUCUCUAAUGUCCGUAGAAGUCUCUAUGACAAUGUAGAAUCGGAUAAUCGAGAAAUUUAUGCAACAGUAGGUAAAUUAGGCGAUAAGAGGAAACCUUCUCCUGACUUAGAUCAGGAAAAUGAAAGUGGAUCAUCAGAUGAUAGUCCAGAGGAAGAAUGGACACAUCUCUAGUCACAUAAUGAUGGGUAAAUAAGAACAAGAGUGUCCAUUUAUAUUAACUCAGUUUUUAACAACGGUGUAAGAUACAUUAUCAAUAAAGAUGAAAGGGAAAAUGAUACUUAGAUGCAGUGAUAUGUACUUUAACAAUAACAUUUCAUGUACACAGUGAGCAUUAACCCUUUGACUGUUUCAGUCGUAUAUAUACAUCUUACGCACCAUUGCUUCUGACGUAUUUAUACGCGUAAAUUCUAGCGGCUUCAAAUCAAGCGGGAGAAAGCUGGUAGGCCCACAUAUGAGAGAAUGGGUCAGUGUGCACCACAUAAAAAAAUCCUACAGCACGCGGUGCAUUAUGAGAAAAAAACUGACCAUUUUUUUGGAUUAAAACGGCGACUUUGAGGUGUAUUUUUAUUUAGUAUUUACCGUUGUAUUCUCGUUUUCAUGGUCUCAGGUGAUAAAAUGGAAAACAUAUUACAGAAAUAGAGAUGAUUUUGAUUACUUUCUAGCCCUUGGGGCUUAGCACUUCUUUUGAUUAUAAUAAUAAUUUGAUUACUUUCACGAUGAAAACGACCUUGAAACUGAGCUCAAAGUAGCGGAAAUGUUCGAUUUUUACCAAAGUUCAGGAGUAAGCAAAUCACACCACACAUCCAAUACACGUCAACUGGGGAGUCUAAUAUUCUUUCACUAGUGCAUUGAUAUUAUUUAUAUCAUUUUUACAAUAAUGCAGUAGUCUGCAUAACAGUAAAUUUUGUAUUUUUUUGUAUGAAUAAAAAAUCAAAAUUGAAAGCAAUAGUAAUAUAAGAGUGGCCUAGAGAUGUGACUAAUGAACAGAGGAUAUGUUAUUUUAGUGCCAAGAAUGUCUACAUUGUUUAUUCUGGACCCUAUUUUGAAAUUGGCAUCUUUUUUAAUUUGCAUGAAAUUGGCCAAAUUGCCAAUUUCUGACCACUUCAUUGGGUAAUUCAAAUUGGUAAAAGGGGCAGUUUCUUGUACUCAACUGAUAAGAGAAAAUGGAGUUCUAAAGAAAUAGCUAUGAGUUUGGUCAACUGGAACAACAGAAUCGGCCAAAAACAGGGCUAAAAGUCAGCGAAAUCGCCGAUGCGUAUAUGUCACCGAGACCACUAACUUCGCGGGAGCAUAAUUCCAUGAGUUUUCGACCAAAUUUCGUACUUUUGGUGUCAUUACUAUCGGGAAAAGAUUCUCUAUCAUUUCAUAAGAUUUUUUUUUUUUUUUCCAAAAAUUUAUCAACAUAGAAUGACAGUUUCAGAAAGGGGCAUGCGAUAGUCAAAGGGUUAAUAAAGUCACUAGAGGAGUACUAUAUGUAUCCAAAUACAGAUAAAGAAAGGUAAGGUGCAUGGGAGUAUCUCAAGGUGAGGGAGCAUUGCAGGAUUUACACCAGACUGUUAUGUUUGUUCCUCUACACCUUGGUAACUUAGAAAUAUGGUGUAAGCUGAUGAUUACUUCACCUUGUCAGUAUUUAUAUACCAUUCCAGUUUCAAUAAAGAUGACGAAUGGUAAAGCA